CACGUCAUCACCAAAGACCUUUCCUUUUCCUCGUGUCAUAAUAUGGUCGUCUUUGAAGGGAGCAGUCGGGCAAUGACACUGACCCAGAGCCAGCGGAAUUAAAGCUGUGAUUCGAGGACUUCUUUGCUGAAGCCAUGCCUCGCUACGAAUUGGCGCUGAUCUUGAAGGCGAUGCAGCGGCCGGAGACUGCUGCUACUCUCCGGCGGACAGUAGAGACUUUGAUGGAGCGGGGCGCCGUGGUGAGGGACCUGGAGAACUUGGGAGAGAGACUGUUGCCCUACAAGAUAACCAAACAUAACAUGAGGCACAGCCGCGGAUCUUACUUUCUGGUCGAUUUCUACGCAGCCACCGACAUCGUCCCAGGCUUAUUGAAUCACUUGCACCGUGAUGUGGACGUGGUGAGGCCCACUGUGCUGAAGAAGGACGCCGAGGUUCCCCACAGUAACUGCUGUGGUCCCAAAGAGUGACUGAACGUUUUCACAGCACAUAUCCAGAAGAUGCUUCCAUCUUUGACCUUUUCCAUAGUUGUUGACCUGCAUUUGGAUGUUAUGUCAUAAUAAACUACUUUUUUUCUA
Molecule: messenger RNA, 575 nt
Organism: Toxotes jaculatrix (banded archerfish)
Lineage: Eukaryota; Metazoa; Chordata; Actinopteri; Toxotidae
Gene: mrps6
Product: mitochondrial ribosomal protein S6
Exons: 2
Coding region: 135-467 (110 amino acids)
Biological process (GO): translation
Cellular component (GO): ribosome; mitochondrial small ribosomal subunit
Molecular function (GO): small ribosomal subunit rRNA binding; structural constituent of ribosome
Source: RefSeq, a predicted model, not a curated record